UAGAAUGUUUAUAUACCCUCAGCAGCGAACGGUAUUUGUUUGUUUUAUGCUCCUAGACUAAAACGGUGUAAAGGGGAAAAUGGGCUUUUCUUGGAAAGCAGUAGGGCUCUUUCUCGUUGCAUUUGUAAUGGUGGCGAAUGCCACUCUUGUUGGUGGGCCGAUAGAUGCGAAUUUGAAUGACCCGGGGGUGAAAGAUGCCCUUCAGAUGGCUGUCUCGGAGCACAACAAGCGGAGCAACGACGCCUAUCUCAGAGAAGUGUCAAGCGUAAUCAAGGUCCAGAAACAGGUUGUCAGUGGCAUUAAGUACAUUUUCAGAGUGAACAUGGGCCGAACCGCUUGCAGGAAAGACGGUGCUGAGUCGUCAUGUGCAGUACAUACUGACGCAGACCAGGCAAAGGCCUACGUUUGCACUUUUGAGGUGUGGAGCCAGCCCUGGAUAGGAAGCAUCAAGCUGCUGAAGGAGGACUGCAAGUGAUGAGCUGAGUGCUCCCUGGAUCUGCUACCCCUCAGCUAACCCUCUGUACCUGCAGUUAACAUCUGCUAUUUUUAGUAUUUUAUCCUUGCACUUAGCUUAUUUUUUUCUAGCAUGAUGAUGUGUGUUGGAUUUUUUUAGGCAGGUUUCCUUUUUAGGGAUUAAAAAUGUAAUACAUAUUUACCAUGUAACAAUGUAACAGUCAUAGGACUAAUUGACGUUUCAAGCUAUGCAAUCGUUACAUUUAAUAAAUGAUUCUUAAAACAUCA
Molecule: messenger RNA, 741 nt
Organism: Brienomyrus brachyistius
Lineage: Eukaryota; Metazoa; Chordata; Actinopteri; Osteoglossiformes; Mormyridae
Product: cystatin-like
Exons: 3
Coding region: 80-475 (131 amino acids)
Molecular function (GO): cysteine-type endopeptidase inhibitor activity
Source: RefSeq, a predicted model, not a curated record